This is a messenger RNA of Passer domesticus (house sparrow), 970 nucleotides long. RefSeq names its product keratin-associated protein 5-3-like. Bases 1 to 792 code for a protein of 263 amino acids. NCBI's taxonomy places the organism in Eukaryota, Metazoa, Chordata, Aves, Passeriformes, Passeridae. The record is from RefSeq and is a predicted model, not a curated record. The transcript has a single exon.
AUGAUUUACUCCUCAGGAAGAGAAUCCUUCUUCAACCUGAACUCCACCUGGUACGACCCCUCCGGCUCCUGGCUGGACACGCGGCGCACGCCCUUCCGCUACGGCUACGCCACCUGCUGCUCCUCGGGCUGCCACGGCGAGGGCAUGGAGGGCAUGAGGGGCCACGACUACCGCCACUACGGCUACCGGCAGCCCCGCUGCGCCGAGCGCUGCCACGGCUACUCCAGCUCCUCGGGCUCGUGCCACGGAGGGGGGGCCAGCUGCGUCAGGAGACCCACGUACAGCUACGGGGGCUCCGGGGGGUGCCAGGGCUACGGGAGGUCUGUGUGCUCCGAGAGGUGCCAGGGCUCCUCGGGCUCAUGCCACGGAGGGGGUGCCAGCUGUGUCAGGAGGCCCACGUACAGCUAUGGGGGUUCAGGGGGGUGCCAGGGCUACGGGAGGUCCGUGUGCUCCGAGAGGUGCCACGGGUCAGUGGCCCAGGGUGGGAAGCCGUGCUGUGGGACGCCCGUGCAGAGCGUCCCAGUGCAGAGCUGUCCCCCACCAGUGCAGAGCAUCCCAGUGCAGAGCUGUCCCCCCAAAGUGCAGAGCAUCCCAGUGCAGACCUGUCCUCCUCCAGUCCAGACCUGUCCCUGUCCCUGUCCCCCCCCAGUCCAGACCUGUCCCCCUCCAGUCCAGGUCUGUCCCUGUCCCUGUCCCCCUCCGGUCCAGCAGGGCUGCGUGCCCGUGGCCAAGGGCAUCCCCCGCCAGCAGCAGAAGCAGGUCUGCAAAGUGCCAGCCCGGAAGAUCAAAUAAAGGAUGUGAGGAGUGAAGGGAAACAAAGGGAAUUGUCCCUGUCCCCCCCUGCCCUGCGUUGUCACCCAUCUCUGCUCUGUCCCUCUGCUUGUAACGCUCUCUGAAGUUGUGACCCGCUGAUGCUGUGAAAUUUAAAAUGCUCUUCACCCGAUUUCACAGCAAACGUGGAGGCAAUAAA